Messenger RNA from Vicia villosa (hairy vetch), 3663 nucleotides. Its product is annotated as E3 SUMO-protein ligase SIZ1-like. The coding region runs from base 340 to 2976 and encodes 878 amino acids. The record is from RefSeq and is a predicted model, not a curated record. Gene Ontology annotation, molecular function: zinc ion binding; SUMO ligase activity. The transcript is spliced from 17 exons. NCBI's taxonomy places the organism in Eukaryota, Viridiplantae, Streptophyta, Magnoliopsida, Fabales, Fabaceae. Gene Ontology annotation, biological process: protein sumoylation.
UACUAUACAAAAACAAAGAAAAAAGGAAACGGUUGGUGUGUUCCAUUGAACUUAGACAUGAAUGCCCUGAAAUCUAAACCGGACGUGUUGCCGUUAAUAAACCGGAUUGGAUAAUCACCGAUAGAUCCGAACAUUGAACUAGAAGGUUUUGUUUUUUUGGGUCAAUACGAAAAGCACACCACCAUACCAUAACAGAGUAAAGUGCCAACUCAGGCUUACAUAAGCUCUAAUCCCAUCCCAAACCCAAACCCUAAUUGCCACUACCCUUUCUCCUUCUCUUGUUAUUGCUUGUGGCAGCAUGCUUAGAGCUGUUUGUUGUUGCUGAGGAUUCUGGGCAAAAUGGAUUUAGUUUCUCUUUGCCAGGAGAAAUUGGUAUAUUUUCGUGUAAAAGAUCUCAAAGAUGUGCUUACUGAGGUAGGACUUUCAAAGCAAGGAAAGAAGCAGGAUCUUGUUGAUAGGAUAUUAUCUAUUCUCUCAGAUGAAGAAGUUUUCAGAGCAUGUGCUAAGAAGAAGAAUAUUCUUGGAAAAGCAGAAGUGGUGAAGUUAGUGGAUGACACAUAUAGAAAACUGCAGGCAUCUGGAGCCACUGAUGUAGCAUCAAAGGGGCAGGGUGCUUCAGAUAGAGCUAAUGUGAGAAUUAAAGGUGAACUUGAUGAUUCCUUUCUAGCAGAUAUGAAGGUUCGCUGUCUCUGUGGGAGUUCAAUGGAAACAGAUCUACUGAUCAAGUGUGAAGAUACAAAAUGCCCUGUCUCGCAGCAUCUCAACUGCGUUGUUAUUCCGGAUAUUCCCAGUAAAGGAAUGCCACCAAUCCCGGAUACAUUUUAUUGUGAAAUAUGCCGUCUCAGUCGAGCAGACCCGUUUUCGGUUUCAAUGACACACCCUUUACUUCCAGUGAAGUUGACUACAACCCGUAUUCCAACUGAUGGAUCCAAUCCCAUGCAGAGUCUUGAGAAAACAUUUCUAAUUACCAGAGCAACCAAGGACUUAGUAUUAAAAUCGGAUUUUGAUAUUCAGGCUUGGUGUAUGCUUUUGAAUGACAAAGUUCCAUUCAGGAUGCAAUGGCCGCAACAUACAAACCUAGUGGUCAAUGGCUGUGAUGUUCGUGCAAUUAAUAGACCUGGUUCUCAGAUGCUUGGGGCUAAUGGUCGCGAUGAUGGCGCAAUUAUCACGUCAAAAAUAAAAGAAGGAAUUAACAAGAUUUCUUUGACGAGCUGUGACACUCGCAUUUUCUGUUUCGGGGUCCGCAUUAUUAAAAAGCGCAGCUUGCAACAGAUCCUGAACAUGAUUCCAAAGGAGUUCCAUGGUGAGCGGUUUGAUGAUGCUCUUGCACGUGUUUGUUGUCGUGUUGGGGGUGGAAAUUCUGCGGGCGAAGCUGAUAGUGACAGUGAUCUGGAAGUGGUUUCAGAUACUAUUAGUAUCAACCUUCGUUGUCCAAUGAGUGGUUCAAGAAUAAAGAUUGCAGGAAGAUUCAAACCUUGUGUUCACAUAGGUUGUUUUGAUCUUGAAGUUUUUGUGGAAAUGAAUCAACGUUCAAGAAAGUGGCAAUGCCCCAUAUGUCUCAAAAACUACGCUCUGGAGAAUAUCAUUAUUGAUCCUUAUUUCAACCGCGUCACUUCUAUGAUGAAAAAUUGUGGGGAGGAGUUUACCGAGGUGGAGGUGAAGCCUGAUGGUUAUUGGCGUGUCAAGGCUAAGAAUGAAAGUGAAUGCCGCGAGUUAGGGAAUCUUGCUGAAUGGCACUCUCCUGACGGUUCCGUCUCUGUUUCUACUAGUGGAGAAGGCAAGAGAGUGGAAACUUUGAAUGUCAAAAAGGAAGGGGUUUCAGACAGUCCUGCCGGCAUAAGACUUGGCAUUAGGAAAAAUUGUAAUGGAGUUUGGGAAGUUAGCAAACCCAAGGACACAAACACCUCUUCUGAUGAUAGGUUGAAUGCGGAUUUAGGAAAUAAUGAAGUUGUGGUUAUUCAAAUGAGCAGCAGUGGCACUGGAAGUGGAUUGGAUGGCGAUGAUCAAAGUGUAAAUCAGAGCGGCGGUGGGCAUGUAGAAUAUUCUACUACCAAUGGGAUUGAGGCAGAUUCUUUGUGUCACACUAAUGCUGGUUCAACUUAUGGAUAUACUAUUCCUAACACUUCUGCUCCAAUGGCUAAUGCAGAAGUUAUUGUUCUUAGUGAUUCUGAAGAUGAUGAUAUGUUAUUAUCUCCUACAGUUGGUCGCAAUAAUAAUCAAACUGACGAUCCAGUUGAUACUUACUCAGUGCCCCCACCUGGAAUUAUCGACCCAUAUGCAGAAGAUCACAAUAUUGGUGGAAAUCCAUCCUUGGAAGUUUUUGGUAAUCCCAGUGAAGGUGAUUUUGGGAUUUCCUCCCUCUGGCCAUUGCAUUCUGAAACUCAGGCAACCUCGGGAUUCCAACUGUUCAGUUCUGAGGUGGAUGUGUCUGAUGCAUUGGUCCAUGGUGAUAUUAAUUGCUCCUCAUCACUGAAUAGUUAUACAUUGGCUCCGAACACUGGUUUGGGAUCUAAUACUCUAAUACCAAAUUCAUCCACUGAUCCAUCUGACACUGAUUUAAAUGGUGGCUUAGUUGACAAUCCAUUGGCAUUUGGUGGAGAGGAUCCCUCGCUUCAGAUUUUUCUCCCUACAAGACCAGGAGAAUCAUCUGUGCAGCAUGAUGAAUUAAGAGAUCACAAUGGUGUGUCAAAUGGUGAAUAUACAGAGGAUUGGGUCUCUCUUAGGCUUGGGGGUGGAGCUGGUGACAGUAAUGGUGAUGCUUCAACCCCAAAUGAUUUGAAUUCCAGACCGCAGAUUACAUCCAGAAAAGAUGCUACCGAUUCUUUAACUGAUACUGCUUCUUUGCCUCUUGGUAUGAACGAUGCUGGGUCUGACAAAGAAAGUAGGAAAAGAUCAUAUGGCCCUUUCUCAUUUCCCCGUCAAAAACGUUCCGUACGGCCCCGCUUGAAUCUUUCUAUUGAUUCAGAUUCAGAGUAGAGGAUAUUCCAUCUCUAGACUAUAACAGCUUUAGACGCCCUUACUGCCGCAUUUUGUACCUACAAUAAACCAAAGAAAGUUAGAGCAGCAUUUUUGGUCCUAAGUCAGUGAAAGCUGUUGUAUUCUGAAGCAUCUCUCUCUGUUUGGAGCAGCGUUACAAAUUCCCCCCCGGCAAAAUCAUGUUCAUGUACUGUGUCAUUUCCUUAUUGGGAAUGAAGGAUGUUGGCUGCAACUGUCCUCACUUAUUUAUGCAGAUAUGUUCAGAGUUGUCCUAAUGUCACAUGAUAGUUGAUAGUGCUGUUUUGUCCAGAUGGGCAGGCAUUCAGAUUUGAUACUUCAAAUUAUUAUAUCUGCAAUUUUGUCUCUGCUAUGGAUAGCAAUUAGCCUGUAAAGUUUCAGCCAACAACUUGGAUAGGAAAGUUAAAUUUUAGUUUUAUUAUUUACACCCAGGCAGAAGCUUGCUUUUGUAACAUAUGUGGUUGCUAAUAUUUUGCUUGCAUUAUACUUAGGCACUAGAUAGAGUGACCUCCUGGAUUACCAAAUUUUUAUGAGGAUCGACAUUUCCUCCUUUGUUGUAUAUUCUAGCUCACCGUGUUUCAAUCUGGAACACAGCUCGAGCAACGAGUUGAAUUGUUGUAAUAUAUUACAUGCUUCAAUAUGGUGAAAAUAUUGAGCCUUUUGUGGUGA